This is a messenger RNA of Poecilia latipinna (sailfin molly), 7454 nucleotides long. RefSeq names its product toll-like receptor 7. NCBI's taxonomy places the organism in Eukaryota, Metazoa, Chordata, Actinopteri, Cyprinodontiformes, Poeciliidae. Gene Ontology annotation, biological process: defense response to virus; toll-like receptor signaling pathway; canonical NF-kappaB signal transduction. Bases 3833 to 7009 code for a protein of 1058 amino acids. The record is from RefSeq and is a predicted model, not a curated record. Gene Ontology annotation, molecular function: protein binding; pattern recognition receptor activity. The transcript has a single exon. Gene Ontology annotation, cellular component: plasma membrane.
ACAUUUCUUGCAGUUAUUCCCCUUUCAUUAUUCAGUGAAACCUGAAAGAUGAAACCUUGUAUUUCAAACUGCAUUCUCAAUGAGGAAAGGCUUUUUUAAACCCUAAGUUUAGAAACACAGUUCAAUAAUUCACGAUUUUUGAAUUUGUUCAAGUCUGAGUGGUGGUAAAGCAUUUGCAUUAAUAAUGAUCAUGUUCUGUUUGAAUUUGCAUGAGUCUGUUGCAGAGAGAAAUGCAUGGGAAUGGAGAAAAAGGUAAACAAGUCGACAGCCAUGGUCAGUUUUGGAAGAUUCAGAACUAUGUUAUUUUUUUAAGUUAAAUAAUAACAUAAAUAUAUGUCAGCUGUAACUAUCUUUUUUGUCUGGCAGUUGUGGCUCACGUUUUGAAUUGAGGCUGAAUAGUUUAGUAUUGUUGCCCUGCGAUGGACUGGUGUCUCCUCCCUCUUGCCGGUUGACUGAUUUAGAUAGGCGUAAGGCUCCUUCGCAACCCUGUAAGGAUAAAUGUGUUAGAUAAUGGAUGGAUGGGAUGGAUGGUUUAUUGGCAGAUAUCUUAAAUGCAGUAAAUAACUCUCUUCUGUAGCGUCAUUUAUAACUCAGAUUAAUUAUUCUUGGAUACUUAUGAUAACAGCUAUUCUGAAAGGGACAAACAAUGCAACCUCCACAUGCCAUCUUUUUAAUCUCAAAACUGUCAUGGCAGUUAAUGCAAAAAAUAUUAAUUUGUUAUUAAUUAAGCUAAAAGCUAUGUUCAGGUUUGCAAUGGACUGUUAUUUACAGCAACCUCAGUGUUUUUUACACUGAAAAUGAAUGUAAGAUAUGAAAAACCAUACUGAAAACAGGAACAAGGAAACAUUUCUUAUCUUUGGAAAGGUCUGAUAUAAAAAAAUAAAGCGGUUUAACUGAAUGCUAUUUUUAUUAUUAAUUUUAGCAUUACUUUUAGAGGCAAUCUUACCAAUAUGUACUUUGCGCCACCCUGACGCUGUACACAUUACAUUUGGUUAGUACUGGUUUCAAAAGCUUUAUGUCUAAAACGAGAUUUGAAAAUGUGUUUUCUUCUGGCUGAAUUUAUUUUGUUAAUUUGAUGUUUGUUUGUUUUUGUUUUGUUUGUUUUUUUCACUCAGUUUAAUGUUUUCUUCAGAAAACCAGAAUUUACACAUCACUGUAUAUUGUAUUUGCUUUUUAUAAACUAAUUCUAAUGAUGUGAUCAAAUAAUCACUCAGCUAUUUAAAUAACCUUUUUUUUUUUUUUUUACCAAAUAGUUUUUUACACUUGAAUAAUUAUGUCACUGCCAUUUCAGUUAUAGACAGCUACAAUGCAGUAGCUUGAAUGGGUGAAUGACUGAAUGUAUUAUGAAGCACUGUUAGGGAGAAAAACGACUUUGUCUUUGAAGGAAAUUUCAGACUUUCAAUCUUGCAUAAAUUUUCUGUGAGAUUUUCUAGUUCUAGAUUUUAACAAUAAUGUAUUUAUAAUGCAUGUAAAUAUGAAAGCGCUACAAAAUGACAAAAGCAUUAAACAAUGUAAAAACAAUAAACACCCAUCUAUAAUAUCAAUCAAAAGAUCCACACUGAAGUCAACAAUCUUUGCAGUCUCAAGAGCAUUUUUUUUCUAUGCUUCAAUUAAAUAUUUUUUGUCUUCAUUCAUAAAUGACUCUUUUGAACUCUCAUCCACCAAGCUUAAACUUAAUAUGAUAUAUAGUUUCCCCUAGAUUAAGACUCUGGCACCAAUUUGGAUUUAUACAAGAUGAAGACACCAAUUGUUAUGUAGAGCAGCUAGGAUAUAUAACUUUUUACACCAAAACGUUAAAUCUGACUGCAAUGGCAAAUCUAAAGUUGUAAGUUUAGCAUGGCUCAAGAAGCUGGAGAUUUCUACUCUGAGAUGGGGUGACAAGUUUUGACCCCAGGCAAAUCUGAACAACUCAUUGGAUGAGAUAUUUUAAAACAAAAGGUACCAAAACUUUCAAAAUAAAAAUUUUAUUUUGAAAGCUUUGAGUUAGUGGUGACGUUGGAUUUUUAUGAUUCCAGGCUUAGAAGAACUCCCAAUAAGUUUUCUAUAAUGGGCCUAAUUCAGGAGAAUGUUUGACAUACACAAAUUGAAACGUAAUGGGAAAGAAAUUUGUGCUAUGAUUUUGUUUCCUGAAAAAUAGUAGAACAUUUUAACUGCUGUAUUUAUUUAAAAAAAUAUAAUGCUACAUGCAUUCCUAUCUACAAUAAUCAGAAUACAUUUGAAAGCAACGUAUCUUUCUAACAUUGGAUUUGGCCAUCUUAUCAGAUGCAGAAAAAAACAUUGGAGUUAGCCCAAAAUCUAUUAAAUAAAUAAGUGAAAAUGUCUGUCCAUAUCUGUUUAACCACUGAUUGUGAAUUCUAUGAUGGCAAACAGUGAGAUUUUUCAGUUUUGUCCAGUGGCUGAAGGAACUAACAUGUACGCUAUGUGAACAUGUGAGGGUGUAGGGCGUUCAGCCAUGAAGCCACAAAUGAGCCACAGAUGGCCGAAAAAAGAUUCUGAGCAACAUUUACAAUGUAAAUUUUCAAACCCAAAUCCUAUCAAUUUCACUUUCCCCCCCAUCAACUUUCAGAGAAAUGAAACCAUUUAGUUAUUUAACUGUGUAGUUGGACAUUUUCUCCACACUAUACUUUGUAGUUGGAGAAAAUGUCUAAAACUUUAUCUCUAUAUUACAACUAAAUGAAAUCCUCUCACUCAGCAUUUGCCUACAAAACAAAGACAAACAAAGUCACCACAAUAAAAAAAAAGUACAAGAAUAACAUUUUUGACAUGUGAGGUUUAAAACAAUAGGGAAGUGAUGCUGUCAAAUUACACACACAAUAGGUUUACAUAGCCACCUGUUACUUUCAUGUUAUUACUAUAGUGCUGAUUGCAGUCCACCUCUUUCAGCAUUCUUCUUGUGUUGACAGCAGCAGCAAGCCACAUUUGUAUACUCCUACAAAAAUAUGUUUCUCCACCUGGUAAGUGAGACAUACGUCACUUCUUAUAUAUUCAUGAUACAAUAGAAUUUCAUUAAAAAUGUUAUUUGAGUAAUUUAUCACAAAGUGAUAUAUUUUAAGCAUUUAUUUCUGUUAAUGUUGAUUACUAUGGCUUACAGCUGGAAAUAUCAAAUUCGUAUAAAACUAGACAUUUUACACACAAUCAUGUAGAACCCAGUUGACAUAACUACUAGGUAAAAAAAAAAUUCUAAAGAAGUUGGCUUGUCAAACAGCUAUGUAUCCAAGAAUAUUUACGGAAAGGUGAGUGGAAGGAAAAAUUGUGUUAGAAAAAGAUUCAAAAGCAAUAGUUGUAACUGCAGCCUGGAAGGGAUUGUGAAGAAAAAACUAUGAGUCUAGAGGAGUUUGGCAAGUCAUGAACUGUGGCUGGAUCAAGUGUUAUAGUGGAAGACGAGAGACUUAAGAACCAACAAAGCAAACAAAAUAAAGGUGGCUAAUAAAGCAGCCUGGGCUUUGAGAACACCUCAGCAGAGCCACAGGCUGAAAGCCUCCAUCUCAUGCAGUAUUUAUGUCAUGCAGAAGCCCUAAAUAGGUAUACUGUGCAGUAUAUGGAUGAACUUGUCAGCAGACUAUUAUUUUAUUGGUCGUUUCUAAUCUUUUGUGAGUGACUAUAUUUUUGCAUCAACUGUAAUCUGCAAUCUAAAAUAACAGAAACAAAUGACUGAAAUAUAUCAGAAUCUGCAUAGCAAACUCUAUGAGCUUAAAUAUUAAGUUUUCAGUUAAAAUGUAAACCACUAAAUACAAAAUGUUGAAAAUGUACCAUUUGUGGUUUUACUGCAUUGUAAAGGAGAAUAUGUUAAAUUGGACUUAUUUGAAAUAGUCAUGUAUAUUUAGCACUGUGCAUGUUUUUCAUAAAGUCACCUGUUUUUAUGCAGAUGUGUGGGGCCCUGCUGGGCCUGGGUUUUUGCAUUCAAACAACAAGUGCCAUCUCCUACCCAAAAACUCUGCCAUGCGAUGUUAGCAAGGACAAAAAUGGGACUACGGUGAAAGUGGACUGCACUGAAAGAAGCCUCAAGUUCGUCCCCAAAGCCAUCCCAGGAGAGACUACCAAUCUGACUCUGACCAUCAACCAUAUCCCAAAUUUGAACUCAACCUCGUUUCGUGGUCUGGACAACCUCACAGAGAUUGACAUGAGGUGCAACUGCGUACCCAUCAAAAUUGGUCCGAAGGACAACAUGUGCACAAAAAGUGUGACAAUUGCGGAGGAUACAUUUACUGCACUAAGGAAUCUACGGGCACUGUAUCUAGAUGGGAAUCAGCUUGAUAGCAUUCCUAAAGGCUUACCUUCAAACCUUGUCCUUCUGAGUUUAGAAGUGAAUCAUAUUUUUUAUAUUUCUAAGGAAAAUCUUUCCGAAAUCCAAAAUGUUCAGGUGCUCUACCUGGGACAAAACUGCUACUAUCGCAACCCCUGCAAUGUUUCCUAUGACAUAGAAGAUGGUGCAUUCUUACAAUUGGAAAACCUAACAUUGCUGUCCCUUAAAUCAAACAACUUAUCCUUUAUUCCCUAUAGGUUGCCUGUAAGUUUAAGACAGCUGUAUCUAUACAAUAACAACAUCCAAGAGGUCUCUGAUGAGGAUUUUAAAAACUUGACAAACCUUGAGAUUUUAGAUAUUAGUGGAAAUUGCCCUCGAUGCUACAAUGCCCCUUUCCCAUGCACCCCAUGCCCAAAAAACGCACCCCUAAAAAUAAGUAAGGGAGCUUUUAAAAUGUUGACAAAACUAAAAACGUUACGUUUGCACAGUAACUCCCUGACAUGUAUAUUACCUGAAUGGUUCAGUAGCACAAAGGAUCUGAGAGUGCUUGAUCUCUCAUCAAACUUUUUAGCCAGAGAUAUUGGGACCACAGACUUCCCUAAGUUUCUUGGCAAGCUAGAAGAACUAGACUUGUCUUUUAACUAUGAGCUCCAGAGGUAUCCUCAAACUCUUAGACUGAACUCCAGUUUCUCCUCCCUCAUGUCUCUUGAAAUUCUCAGACUAAAGGGCUAUGUGUUUCAGCAACUAAAGCCAGAAAGCAUUGCUCCCUUAAAACGUCUUCCAAAUCUGACAGUUCUAGACCUCGGCACAAACUUUAUCAAAAUGGCAAACCUCAGCAUUUUAAUGGAGUUAAAAAGCUUUCAUAUAAUCAGUUUGUCUGACAAUAAAAUAUCAUCUCCCUCUGACGCUCAAACUGCGUUUGGUUUCAACGGGGGAGAGCCUAUGCUGUGGUCCCCCAUGUCAGCAGCUGAUCAGUUCCAGAACAAGGAAGUGAGAGAGAUUCAUUACUUCAGAUACGAUGAAUAUGCUCGCAGCUGCAAAUACAAAGAUAAGGAACUUGGAAUCGUUACAUUAUUUGUCAAGAAGGAAUGCAGCGACUUUGGUAAAACCUUGGAUGUGAGCAGAAACAACAUAUUUUUCUUGCAUUCAAGGUUUUUAAACCUGAAGGAGUUGAGAUGUCUCAAUCUUUCAGGAAACGCAAUGAGCCAAAGCCUGAACGGAUCUGAGUUUAGCAACCUGACUAAUUUACAGUACCUGGACUUCUCAUCAAAUCGCCUGGACCUGUUGUACUCAACUGCUUUUAAAGAGCUAAGCAAUCUGGUCAUCUUGGAUAUAAGUAAAAAUAACCAUUAUUUUGAAUCAGAGGGCUUGACUCAUAUGCUUAAUUUCACUAAGAAUUUAAAAAAACUCAAGAUACUGCUCAUGAAUCACAACAAGAUUUCUACUUCCACCAACACAGAAAUGGAAAGUGACUCUUUAGAGAAGCUGGAGUUCAGAGGCAACAGGUUGGAUAUGCUGUGGAGAGAUGGGGACACAAGAUAUAUCCACUAUUUCAAAAAAUUACGUAAUCUGAAACUACUAGACAUUUCUUCCAAUAACCUUCGUUCAGUUCGAAGAGAAGUCUUCAGUGGUCUGCCAGACAACCUGACUGAGCUCCACAUUAAAAAGAACAAACUGUACUUUUUUGCAUGGGGGGAACUACAACUUCUGAGAUCUCUGAAAGUCUUGGACCUUAGUGGAAAUUACCUAACCUCUGUUCCAAGAGUGCUGUCAAACUGUACCACAUCACUUGAAAAACUUGUUUUACAUGACAACAAAAUCCUAAAACUCACACCAAAUUUCCUCCAGGAAGCUCUUAGUUUAAAAUAUCUAGAUCUUAGCUUCAAUCUUAUAAAGCAUAUUGAGCAAUCUAGCUUUCCAGAUAAUGUUGUUAAGAAGAUGGAGAAGUUGCUUCUGCACAAAAACAGUUUCCUUUGCACCUGUAAUGCCUCUUGGUUCAUCACUUGGCUAAACAAGACCACGGUGACCAUCCCUCGACUAGGAAUUGACGUUACCUGUGCUUCGCCAGGAGUGCAAAAAGGUCAUCUUGUGGUCUCAGUGGACUUACAAGCCUGCCAGCACUCCUUCCUAUCAAUCAUCCUCUACACUCUCAUGACUUCACUCCUUCUUGGCUUCAUUACUCUGUCCAUCGCUAGUCACCUCUACCUGUGGGAUGUCUGGUACAUUUAUCACUUCUGCAGGGCUAAACUCAAGGGCUACAGCCGCCUGUCUUCUCAAAGUGAUGUCUAUGACGCCUUUGUGAUGUUUGACAAAAAUGAUCCUGCUGUGUCAGAGUGGGUGAUGAAGGAGAUGUGUCAUCAUCUGGAGGAGCGGGGAGACCGCCGAUUGACACUGUGUCUGGAGGAGCGAGACUGGGUCCCCGGUUGUCCCCUGAUUGACAACCUCUCCCAGAGCAUCCACAAGAGCAAGAGGACUGUGUUCAUUCUCACCAAAAAAUACAUCCAGGGGGGUAAUUUCAGGACAGCCUUCUAUAUGGCCCAUCAAAGACUGAUGGAUGAAAAAAAUGACGUCAUAGUACUGAUUUUUUUGGAAAAAGUAUCUUGUAACUCAAAAUAUCUGCGCUUAAGAAAGCGACUGUACAAGCGGUCUGUGCUCGAGUGGCCAACAAACCCGCAGGCACAACCAUACUUCUGGUUUAGUCUCAGGAGUGUAUUGGCUACUGAGAGCCACAAACAGUACAGCAAUCUCUUUAAAGAGACACUCUGAAGGGGUGGCAAUAUAGAGUUUGUAAAAAAUAAGACAAUUUGUGUUUUAUCAGUUAUUUCUUCUCUGCAACAAUGCUUCCAAUUACAAUUAUGAUGUCUGCCAAUUAACAAUGCCUUUCUGCUGUUGACUCUUGUUUGGUGUCAUUUAUUGGAUUGAAGAAUAGAAGUUUGAAGAAACAAGAGAUAUCAGUAAUUAAUAUAGUAAUUUUUCCUUUAACAAAUUGAGGUUUCAGGAAAGUGCUGGAAAGCCAUUCACAGCUACAACAACCUGGUAUGUUGCCCUCACGCUGAUCACCAGCUUGGUCACACUCUAUUUUGGCAUUCCUUUCUUCAACCAGCGCUUGUUACAAGUCAGUAAAGGUGGUUGCACUGGACUCUCUGGUAUGAAAAGCACAUCCAAGCAACCAUGCAUUUUCUUCAUAUUUAUGACACCAUGCAUGAGAAAA